AGGGCAGCGAGGAGCUGAAGUUUCGACAGCCGGCGAGGGAAAGAGACGAAAAAUGCGCUGGAUAUUCCCCGUGCCAGUUUUGCUUAUGUCCUGGUUCGGAGUAGAGGAAAUAAAGGCAAACUCGUGUAUUCGCACCGCGUUUUGGGCUCUAACCUUCAGCCCACUUGUACAGGCCGAAUGCCAAACCCGCACCAUAUACUGUUACGAGUGCGACAGCUGGACCGACGCGCGGUGUAAAGACCCCUUCAACUACACUGCGUUACCACGAGACCAGCCGCCAUUACAAACUUGUAAUGGCUGCUGCGUCAAGAUGGUCCGGUAUUCGAAAAGUCCGUACGAAGUGGUCCGUCGAACGUGUACCUCUCAGCUUCAAAUAAAUCUCUUCAUGGUAGACCACGUGUGCAUGAUGGAAAGUUCCGGGACAGGCCACAUGUGUUUCUGCGAGGAAGACAUGUGUAACACAGCGUCGACAGUCGGCCCAACACUAAUUCUCGCACUAGCGCUCGCAUGUCUUGCAUGCAGGUGAAGUAGGAAUAGUGAUGGGUUUAGUCGAUCGAUUUUGCAUUUAUGAAAUUUGUAAAAAAAAAUUGGUGUGAUGGUUGUUUAAGAGAAAUAUUUUUGGUGAUUGUGAUUUUAUUUGUGGUGAAAGAUUGUGAACAAGUGCAAAUUAUUAAUGGCUUUGACAUAAAUUAGGUAUAGUUUUACUUUAAUAUAAAAAUUAAAAAUACUUUUUUACAAAACCAAAAUUGAAGAGCGAAUUAUACAUUUAGUGACGUGUGAAAAACCAAAAUCGAUCGACUAAGCCACCCCC
Hyposmocoma kahamanoa is the source of this 811-nucleotide messenger RNA. It is a transcript of the gene qvr, whose product is annotated as protein quiver. Gene Ontology annotation, biological process: sleep; regulation of synaptic transmission, cholinergic; positive regulation of voltage-gated potassium channel activity. Bases 53 to 526 code for a protein of 157 amino acids. The record is from RefSeq and is a predicted model, not a curated record. Lineage: Eukaryota; Metazoa; Arthropoda; Insecta; Lepidoptera; Cosmopterigidae. The transcript has 5 exons.